GACCGGCCAUGGCGUUGAAAGCCAGAGCGCUUUACAACUUCCAGAGCGAAAACAAAGAGGAGAUCAGCAUCCAGGAGAACGAAGAGCUCGUCAUCUUCAGCGAGAACUCCCUGGACGGGUGGUUGCAGGGCCAAAACAGCCGCGGGGAGACCGGCCUCUUCCCCGCUUCCUAUGUCGAGAUCCUCCGCUCCCGCUCGGGCUCCAACUACACGGACUACUCCGGCAGCCCGGUCGGCUCCCCCGGGCACGAUUCCUCCUUGUACUCGGCAUCCCCCAACCCCGGCAUCUCCUACCAGGGCAGUUUUGAGGAUGACGAUGAUGACGAUUGGGAUGACUGGGACGACGCGUGCACGGUGGUGGAGGAGCCCCGGAGCGCGCCGGGCACCAACGGGCACCCCUCGCCCAGCGCGCCGUACCCCGCGGCCUACGGCCACCACCAGCACGCCGGCUACCGGCCCAAGCCGGCGCUGGAGAGGCAGGACAGCAUGAGCUCCUCCAAGAGAGGCAGCGUGGUGGGCAGAAACCUCAACCGCUUCUCCUGCUUCGUCCGCUCCGGGGUGGAAGCCUUCAUCCUGGGCGACGUGCCCCUGAUGUCCAAGAUCGCCGAGACCUACUGCAUCGAGAUGGGCUCCAGAGGCCCGCAGUGGAGGGCCAACCCCCACCCGUUCAUCUGCUCCGUGGAGGACCCCACCAAGCAAACCAAGUUCAAGGGCAUCAAGAGCUACAUCUCCUACAAGCUGACCCCCAGCAACUUCAACUCGCCCGUGUACCGGCGCUACAAGCACUUCGACUGGCUCUACAACCGCCUGCUGCACAAGUUCACGGUGAUCUCGGUGCCGCACCUGCCCGAGAAGCAGGCCACCGGCCGCUUCGAGGAGGACUUCAUCGAGAAGCGCAAGCGGCGGCUGAUCCUCUGGAUGGAGCACAUGACCAGCCACCCCGUCCUCUCCCAGUACGAGGGCUUCCAGCACUUCCUCUGCUGCCGCGACGAGAAGCAGUGGAAGCUGGGCAAACGCCGGGCGGAGAAGGACGAGAUGGUGGGAGCCAGCUUCCUCCUCACCAUCCAGAUUCCCACGGAGCACCAGGACCUGCAGGACGUGGAGGACCGCGUGGAUGCCUUCAAGGCCUUCAGCAAGAAGAUGGAUGACAGCGUCCUGCAGCUGACCAACGUGGCGUCGGAGCUGGUGCGCAAGCACGUGGGGGGCUUCCGGAAGGAGUUCCAGAAGCUGGGCAAUGCCUUCCAAGCCAUCAGCCACUCCUUCCACAUGGACCCUCCCUACAGCUUGGAUGCCCUCAACAACGCCAUCUCCCACACGGGCAAGACGUACGAGACUGUGGGGGAGAUGUUCGCCGAGCAGCCCAAGAACGACCUGUUCCUCAUGCUGGACACUCUCUCCUUGUACCAAGGGCUCCUCUCCAACUUCCCAGACAUCAUCCACCUGCAGAAAGGCGCCUUCGCCAAGGUGAAGGAGAGCCAGCGGAUGAGCGACGAGGGCAGGAUGGACCAGGAGGAGGCGGACGGGAUCCGCAAGCGCUGCCGCGUGGUGGGCUUCGCCCUGCAGGCCGAGAUGAACCACUUCCACGAGCGGCGCGUGGCCGACUUCAAGAGGAUGAUGCAGUCCUACCUGAGGCAGCAGAUCGUCUUCUACCAGCGCGUCAGCCAGCAGCUGGAGAAGACGCUGCGCAUGUACGACAACCUCUAACCCCGGUCCCGCUCUGCCGCAGCCCCCGGGGCUCCUCAGGAUGGGAUGGACGGGAACUCAUCACGCUAGUGACCAAAUGACUUCGGGCUUUCUUCCCCCUUCCCUGGGGGCUGGCAGGGGAGGGCUCGCCCGCGGGCUGGCCGUGCCACCUCUUCUUUCUUUCCCUGGGCACCUCCCACCCUGCCACGGGUCUGGCAGGAGCGUGGGGGGUGGCAAGAAGGACAGGGAGGUAACUCUGCCCAGUGAUUUUUAGCUUUCUGAAAACCCACUCUCCUGGAGCAGGGGUGGGUGCAUCCCAGCCCGCUGGGAGAAGACAUCCAAGCGGUCGGCAUUUUGCACACUAAAAGCUUUUCUGAUGGAAAAAAAUAAGAGAAGAAAAGAGAUCUUUAUUUGGAAGAGAUUUUUUUUUGUUUGUUUGUCACAAGAUAUUUUCAAUAUUUUCCAUUUUUCUGCAGCAUUUUUACUGAUCAGUUUUUAAAUAGAUGCACAGAGGCAAAGAGAAAUCUCUUUCUCAAGUAUGGCUGCUGACUGGGAAAAGGGGAAAAAAAAAGGAAAAAAGGGAAAAAAAAAUAGCCCCACAGCCUUUUCAAUAAAAUCAUUGGUAGAAAAAACA
This is a messenger RNA of Taeniopygia guttata (zebra finch), 2316 nucleotides long. RefSeq names its product sorting nexin 33 (gene SNX33). NCBI's taxonomy places the organism in Eukaryota, Metazoa, Chordata, Aves, Passeriformes, Estrildidae. Gene Ontology annotation, cellular component: plasma membrane; cytoplasmic vesicle. The record is from RefSeq and is a predicted model, not a curated record. Gene Ontology annotation, molecular function: phosphatidylinositol binding; protein binding. Gene Ontology annotation, biological process: cleavage furrow formation; plasma membrane tubulation; intracellular protein transport.